Molecule: messenger RNA, 2057 nt
Organism: Paraphaeosphaeria sporulosa
Lineage: Eukaryota; Fungi; Ascomycota; Dothideomycetes; Pleosporales; Didymosphaeriaceae
Exons: 7
Coding region: 447-1745 (432 amino acids)
Biological process (GO): proteolysis
Molecular function (GO): cysteine-type endopeptidase activity
Source: RefSeq, a predicted model, not a curated record
UCCUCACUCAGGCUCCCCUUCCCGUCGGCAGCAGAUCGUCCCGAUCUCGUGGCAGCUCUCCGUUUUCCGUCUUCGCGCGGACCCUCGGACGCUCAUCCCUGUGGCGCCUCAGCCUUGCCCGUGCUGCGGCCAAUUGCGACGCACCAGCGCCCGACCCCGCCGUCUUAUCCGCCUACAGCAAAAUCGUCGAGGCACUCGGCCGCCCGUCAGCCGCACAGCUUCUCACUCACCUCACGUCCUCCUCUGUGCACCUUGGGCCUCAUCCCUCCCGCGACGCUGUCCAGGCAACCCUCGCAGAGUCCGGCGCGCUUCACUCCACGACAGCUCCUCGCCGCCCGCGCCUCGCUCCCGCCCUCGGCAGCCCCCGCCCGCGCCGAACGACCCCAGCCGCGCCGCGCACACCAGCCACACGCAGCGACGCCCAAACAACCGCGACCUCCGCAACCAUGUCCUACUAUCCGGGCCAGCAGUACCACAACGGCGCACCCAACUACGGCGCGCCCCCGCCACAGCAAAACUAUGGGCCGCCGCAGGCCUAUCCGGCACCGAGCUACGGUGCUCCACCUCCACAGCAGUACGGCUACCAGCACUCGCCCUCGCCGCAACCCCCCUACAACGGCGGCUACCAGCAGGGCCCGCCGCCCCAGCAGUACGGAUACCAGCAGACCCCGCCGCCCCAGCAGUAUGGCGGCUACGGGGGACCGCCUCCGCAGCAGCACCAGCAACACUACCAGCCACCACCACCGCAAAUGCAGCAGCGUCUGCCGGGCGGCCCACCACCUCCACCAACAGCCCCGCAAAGCUUCGGCCACAACGCUCCCGCCGGCUACUCGUUCCAAUACUCGGCUUGCAACGGGCGGCGGAAAGCGCUGCUCAUCGGCAUCAACUACUUCGGCCAGCGCGGACAGCUCCGGGGCUGCAUCAAUGAUGUGAAGAACAUGAGCACAUACUUGAACGCACACUUCAACUACAAGCGGGAGGAUAUGGUCCUCUUGACUGACGACCAACAAGAACCUAUGAGCCAGCCCACCAAAGCCAACAUCUUGCGAGCAAUGCACUGGCUAGUCAAGGACGCUCAGCCGAACGAUUCUCUGUUCUUCCACUACUCAGGGCACGGCGGUCAGACUAAGGAUCUUGACGGCGACGAGGACGAUGGUUACGACGAGGUCAUCUACCCCGUGGAUUUCCGAACGGCAGGUCACAUUGUCGACGACGAAAUGCAUCGUAUAAUGGUCGGCCCUCUGCAGCCAGGCGUGCGGUUGACAGCCAUUUUCGACUCAUGCCACUCUGGAUCGGCGCUCGAUCUGCCAUACAUCUAUUCCACCGCUGGUGUGGUCAAGGAGCCGAACCUGGCCAAGGAAGCUGGCCAGGGCUUGUUGGGUAUCAUGUCAUCUUACGCUCGCAACGAUAUCGGCGGCAUGAUGUCGACCGCUAGCAGCCUGUUCAAGAAGGUGACCACCGGCGAUAAGGUGCGGGAAAUGAACUUGAGGACGAAGACGAGCCCAGCCGACGUCAUCAUGUGGAGUGGUUCCAAAGAUACACAGACAUCCGCCGAUGCAUCUAUCCAGGGUGAGGCCACCGGUGCCAUGUCGUGGGCGUUCAUCACUGCUCUGAAGAAGAACCCGAAUCAGAGCUACGUGCAGUUGCUAAACAGCAUUCGCGAGGAGCUCCAAGCAAAGUACAGCCAGAAGCCGCAAUUGAGUUGCAGCCACCCUCUGGAUGUCGACCUGCAAUACCGGAUGUAGAGGUGUUUACGUUGAACUGUGGAGCGAGAGACGUCUUACAUGAAAACUUUGCGCAUGGGCUUGGAUCGGAGACAGGAAAAGGGAAAGGCUUUGGGACUCAUGGCUGACGAAUGGUUUUGGUACUUGGAUUGUACAUAUUGCACUGAGCAAGUGACGGCUUGGGUUGGAUCACAACAGCGGCGUAUUGGCUUGUAAGGUCGCAAGUCUGGAUACCAACGUUGAUUCUUUAAAUUCCAAUUUGGCGUUGUGCUGUUUAUGUGGCAUAACACCCUUAGAUCCAAUUCCGGUAUAGAAAUUAGCUAUCCAGCGGAG